Messenger RNA from Epithele typhae, 822 nucleotides. Its product is annotated as Clavaminate synthase-like protein. Bases 1 to 822 code for a protein of 273 amino acids. The transcript is spliced from 6 exons. The record is from RefSeq and is a predicted model, not a curated record. Lineage: Eukaryota; Fungi; Basidiomycota; Agaricomycetes; Polyporales; Epitheliaceae.
AUGGUCGAGGAGACGAUCGCCCUCGAGGAGAAGCUCCUCUUUGAGCAGGGAGAUCGAGACGUUUCUUUCGGCUACAAGGCCGUCGGCGUGCAGUUCAUCGACGACAAUGGCACGCACGACAUCAUCUCCAAGGACGAUACGCUCGCCUGGCCGGCCGUUGCGCGCCGCACGUACGCCUCCACCGUCAACGCGCGGAUGGAGCCCAUCAUGGCCACCAUCACGCCGUUCGUGAAGUCGUCGCUCGUGAUCAACCACCACCCCGACGAUAAGCUUGGGCUCCCUGUGGGCACCCUCGCGUCUCUCCACAAGGUCGAGGGGUCCAGCGGAUGCGCGGCGCGGUUCAUCAGAGCGCCGCCGUGUCCUGGGCCGAACUUUGAGUCCGUGUCGUUCCUCCACAAUCGCCUCGGCGACUUGCAGGUGCUCCCGCCCGGGUUUGACCAGUGGUUCUACAUCAAAUCGUCCGUCGCUCAGCCUCUGCCCGGACACGCGAUCUGCAACAUCGGCGACGCCCUCAACAUCUUCCCCGGCGGUAUCUUGCGCUCCAACAUCCAUCGCCUCGUGCCCAGUACGAACGGCACUCUGUCGUCUUCUUCACCCCCGAACGACGUCGUCGAGCUGCGGGUUCUGUCCGGGCAGAGCGAGCGCAUCGCUGCGGCGGUCGCCUACGCGCCCCCGGGGAAGUACGCCCCUGGCGUGACGGCGAUGGAAUGGCUGGCGAGGAGGGUCAAAUCGCAGCGGGUGACAAACUGCAAGGGUCCAGAGAGCUGGACGGAUAGGCGGGGUACUGAGGACACGGCGAUUCCGAGCCAGGGGAAGAUCUGA